AGUGUACCGCACCACUGCGACGACCGCGUUCUCCGUUGCAACCUCCGCUUACUUGUGCUCGUCGUCUCUGCCUCCAACCAGCCUAUAAGACCACUGGAUACCCCCAUAUAGAGCACACUGCUCAAUACAAUGUUCGGGCUAUUCGGCUCAAAUAGCGAGAAGAUCACGCUCCCGGACCACAACUGCGUCCUCCCGCACGCGCUGCAGCUCCCCUCUCUCAAGAAGCUAGUCGGGAAACGAGUGAUUCUUGCGUCGGCCAGCCCGCGGAGAAAAGAUAUACUGCAGACCUUUGGCCUCUCACCGGAGAUCAUACCCUCUACGUUCGAGGAGACGUUGCCUGCUAGUUCAUUCGAGGACAUCCAUGAGUACCCGGUGGCGACUGCGACGCAUAAAGCAGUAGAGGUCUACGAGAAGCUGGUGCGAGAGAACCCAGACGAUGCGCCGGACUUGGUCAUAGGCGCCGACACGGUCGUCCUCACGCACCCUUCUCCGGGGCUAUCAAGCAUGCCUUCGGACGUUCCCCUCGGAUCGCAAGACCUCCUCGAGAAGCCGAUAGACAAAUCAGACAAUUAUAGAAUGCUUCUUGACCUUAACGGCGGAAUCUGCGAGGUCGUAACUGGAGUCUCAGUCGUCUACCCCGUGCUCGAGGCGCCAGGUUACAAGAUCAAGUCAAUAGACGAGCGCACGUUGGUCCACUUCGCGGAGAACCCGAAGGAGCUGCUUGAGGCAUACGUCGAGAGUGGGGAGGGGCUCGAUCGUGCGGGUGGCUUCGCCGUGCAGGUGGACGGCGACUACCAAAACGUCGUCGGCUUCCCCGCAGCGUCGUUCGUCAAAUUCCUCGAGCUGCUGAUCGAAGAGGAGGAGGACUUCCUGGAGAUUUAGCUCCUUAUGGACGUGCGUUUGCGCACCGGACAUUCCACGCUUGCGGUGCUCGGCCGACCUCGCAUUUGCAAACGGGAACCAGGGCUUUCCGCGGUGCAUCCCACUUGAUGGACGGCGCACCCCAAGGAUAUUCUUCGGGCUCGCUUGUACUGUAUGUGCUUCGACAUGAUGCAAUUGUUGAAUUGCGCUGGCAAGAGCGACCACUCUGGACAAUUUGUCCCACCCAUCGUUCGCAGAAGCACUGAUGCGGCACAGACCCAAGUACCUGC
Fomitopsis serialis is the source of this 1151-nucleotide messenger RNA. RefSeq names its product Maf-like protein. The coding region runs from base 130 to 882 and encodes 250 amino acids. Lineage: Eukaryota; Fungi; Basidiomycota; Agaricomycetes; Polyporales; Fomitopsidaceae. The record is from RefSeq and is a predicted model, not a curated record. Gene Ontology annotation, molecular function: nucleoside triphosphate diphosphatase activity. The transcript is spliced from 7 exons.